This is a messenger RNA of Cuscuta campestris, 1234 nucleotides long. The record is from the annotation of a GenBank genome assembly. Lineage: Eukaryota; Viridiplantae; Streptophyta; Magnoliopsida; Solanales; Convolvulaceae.
CCGCCAGUGAUGCCACCGUUGGCGAUACCGCCGGUGGCCUACGAGCAGAUGUUCCCGGCCAUGAUGGCCCAUUAUAUGCAGCACAUGGCGCAGUUUAUGCCCAUGUUCCAGCCACCGCCACCACCACAGCCGCAGCCGCGCAUCGUUACCUUCAAGAUGUUGAAGGAUAAUGGAGCGGAAGAGUUCCGAGGAGACAAUAUGGGGGAGCCCCAGAUUGCUUUGGAUUGGCUUGAGCAGAUGGACCGGGUACUCAAGAAUUUGAGAGUCCGAGAUGCUGAUCGCUCGGAGUUGGCGUCACAGAUGUUCCGGAAGGGAGCAUAUGAUUGGUGGAAGCGCAUUGACCAGGAUCCACACACGCCCAAGCCGUGGACCUGGGAUCGCUUUGAUCGAGCCUUCACGAAGGAGUACGUCCCCAGUCGGUACCGCGAGGAGAGGCGCGAUGAGUUCGUUGCGCUUAAGCAGGAGGGGAUGUCACUGCCUGAACUUAGACAGAGGUCCGACUACUUGUCCCAGUACGCGACGAGUCUGGUCUCCACUCCGGAGGAUCGUUUGAAUGAGUUCGUCAAGAAGCUACGGCCGGACUUGAGGCCGUAUGCCGCACUGAUCACGACGACAGAUUUUAAUGCGGCGUACGAUUUGAUUGUGAAGACGGAGAAGAGCUUGGAUGAUUUGCAAGCAACCAAGAAGGAGGAUCGAGCGACGAAAGACCCACGGCCAGCACCGGGCCGAGCGGGAAGAAUUUGGAUUCGGGGGAAAGAGCCAGGGCAUUUCAGGAGGCAUUGCCCGACAAACCCUAGCAGCGAGCCUAUUUUACCUAGAGCUCCGGAUCAGCCUGCCGCAUCACAUCCAGCACGGAGUCAGCAGUCUACGGCCGCAAAUAAUCAGCAGAGACCACGUCCGCAGCAGUCAGGCCGGGCACCAGCGCGUACCUACGCCAUGCAUGGGCGCACAGAUCCUGGUCCCGAUGUUAUCUUGGGUACGUUCAUACUAUUUGAUUCGGUUAUGCAUGCCUUGAUUGAUCCGGGUUCCACGCUCUCCUAUAUCUGUGUUGGCAUGCUUGCUAAUUCUGCGAUUGUGAGGAGUGACCUUGAGAUACCUACCGUUGUAUCGAAUCCGCUAGGACAUAGCAUGCGUCUUCAUCACAUUUAUCAUAGAUGUCCGUUGUCCGUGCAAGGGAAGCAAUUCCCUGCAGAUUUGAUAGAGCUACCACACAAGGAGUUUGACAUUAUCCUUG